This is a messenger RNA of Closterium sp. Naga37s-1, 2991 nucleotides long. The record is from the annotation of a GenBank genome assembly. NCBI's taxonomy places the organism in Eukaryota, Viridiplantae, Streptophyta, Zygnematophyceae, Desmidiales, Closteriaceae.
AUGGAGGCCAUGCCGGCCGACGAAGCUGCUCCGGACACUGGCCCCGACGAGCCGCCUGUAACAGCGAAACCAACAGCGCCGUCCCAGCCGGAGAAAGCUUCGGAUGCUCCCCGCUCUGGGCUAGAUUUUCUUAGAGCUACGGCUGCUCCCGUCACACCUGAACCGCCUAGGUCUACCGUUCACGACUCUGCCCCUGUAGUAACCCCUACUCCUACUGCUUCUCCUAUUCCCGUCCCGUUCACUCUCCCCCCGGCUGUUGCUGGCUGCAGCAAAGAUCCUCCACCGCCCUCGCCCAGUCCUACUCCAAGCACGGUGCGGGUGUCCCUUGGCCCGCCGUCGGCUACUUCCGCUCCCAAGCGUGCGCGAUCUGGUAAGUGGGCGCAGAGUACUCUGCUGGUGGGAGGCCGCCGUAUUCCACCGCCGGAAAAGCCCGAUGAGCCUGCACAGAAAGAAGCUGAGCUGCCGGAAGAAGGUGACAUCCCGGUGCGCGCGGAUACCGGCUCGCCGGCACUCACCAAGACGCAGCUGCGAGAGCAGAUGUACCUGGAGGCGAGUAUUAAUUACGAGACGAAGUGGGCGGGAUACUUUUCUUGGCUUGUGUUUGGGAAAACCAAGGACGGUUUCCCGUACGUGAAGUGCAGCAUCUGCAUGUCGUACGGUAAGGGGAACACGAGGUACGCCAUGCAGGGAGACGACGGAGGCCGUGACUUGCAGACGCAGUCGUUCCGGGCGCACGAGCAUACGGACGCACACAUGGCGGCGGUGGACCGCCAGAUGAAGAUUGCGGCGGGAAUCCGCGAGGGGCAGCAGGUGAUUUCGGACUUCAUCAACUCCGACGUCGAGGGCCGCCGCGCGAUACGGCUGAUGCGGUCGACUCAGUUCCUGUGCCAGUGCGACGCGCCGAUUAGCAUGUUUCCUAAGCUGAUGCGGCAUCUUGCGGAGCAGGACACGCCAGACAUUCCCCGGCAGUCGUACGGCGUUUAUCUCGCGCGUGAGGCGUUGGCUGUGAAGGACGCCGCUGACUCAAACCCGGAUCUCGGCAUGGUCGACAAGGUGGUGCGCACUGUGGCGACUCUGCUCGGAAACUCCAUCGUGUGGAGUCAGCGGUUCAAGUACCUGCAGCGUGUCAUUUACAAGACCAACCUGGAAGUCCAAGGCAUCCACACGGUGCGGUGGCUGUCUCGAGGAGAUGCGGUGGCCAGGCUGUGCAAGGUCCUCGGCGCUUGCAUCGUGCUGCUCUGGGAGCACAAUCACAAGGCGUACGAGAUUGUCACCUGCUACAAGUUUCAGUUCUGCUUGUUUUUCUUGGCCGACAUCUUGGCGGACAUGAACGACCUCAACCGCUGCUUCCAGAGACGAGAGGACGCCGCUGACUCAAACCCGGAUCUCGGCAUGGUCGACAAGGUGGUGCGCACUGUGGCGACUCUGCUCGGAAACUCCAUCGUGUGGAGUCAGCGGUUCAAGUACCUGCAGCGUGUCAUUUACAAGACCAACCUGGAAGUCCAAGGCAUCCACACGGUGCGGUGGCUGUCUCGAGGAGAUGCGGUGGCCAGGCUGUGCAAGGUCCUCGGCGCUUGCAUCGUGCUGCUCUGGGAGCACAAUCACAAGGCGUACGAGAUUGUCACCUGCUACAAGUUUCAGUUCUGCUUGUUUUUCUUGGCCGACAUCUUGGCGGACAUGAACGACCUCAACCGCUGCUUCCAGAGACGAGAGGACGCCGCUGACUCAAACCCGGAUCUCGGCAUGGUCGACAAGGUGGUGCGCACUGUGGCGACUCUGCUCGGAAACUCCAUCGUGUGGAGUCAGCGGUUCAAGUACCUGCAGCGUGUCAUUUACAAGACCAACCUGGAAGUCCAAGGCAUCCACACGGUGCGGUGGCUGUCUCGAGGAGAUGCGGUGGCCAGGCUGUGCAAGGUCCUCGGCGCUUGCAUCGUGCUGCUCUGGGAGCACAAUCACAAGGCGUACGAGAUUGUCACCUGCUACAAGUUUCAGUUCUGCUUGUUUUUCUUGGCCGACAUCUUGGCGGACAUGAACGACCUCAACCGCUGCUUCCAGAGACGAGAGGACGCCGCUGACUCAAACCCGGAUCUCGGCAUGGUCGACAAGGUGGUGCGCACUGUGGCGACUCUGCUCGGAAACUCCAUCGUGUGGAGUCAGCGGUUCAAGUACCUGCAGCGUGUCAUUUACAAGACCAACCUGGAAGUCCAAGGCAUCCACACGGUGCGGUGGCUGUCUCGAGGAGAUGCGGUGGCCAGGCUGUGCAAGGUCCUCGGCGCUUGCAUCGUGCUGCUCUGGGAGCACAAUCACAAGGCGUACGAGAUUGUCACCUGCUACAAGUUUCAGUUCUGCUUGUUUUUCUUGGCCGACAUCUUGGCGGACAUGAACGACCUCAACCGCUGCUUCCAGAGACGAGAGCUGGACGUGACUGUGAUUGCGAAGACGAUCGAGUCCACAACGAGUGACCUGACGGAGCGCUACUUGACGCCAGAGAAAGCUUUCGGGGGCGAAGGGAAGAGCUGGCUGGUGAACUUCCUCAAAGUUCACAAGGAGGGUGGAGGCAAGCAGGUCCGGGUGCGCGGCGUGGACGGUGCUGGACGCCCGAUCAACCACCUGUACACCAUGCAUGAGCGGAAGCUGAAGGGGCACAAACACGGAAGCACCUACGCAGACUGCGUGAAGCUGUGCCGCAAAUUCGCCCGUGACUGCGUGGACAACCUCAACAACCGACUGGAUGACCUUGGGAAGCUGGGGCCGACGAAGCUGUUCCAGGCGGGGAAGUGGCCGAAGAUCAAGGCCCAGCGAGAGAAGAAGUGUAAGGAGUGGCUGAACGGAUGCAGCAGGCUGUUCCGCAACAAGCUGCUGGGAUUCGACCUCAAAGCAGCAGAGAGGGAGCUUCCAACCUUCUGCGCGAUCAUGGAGGCACACCAUGAGAUGAAGAGCUUCACCCAGGGCCUGUCCAACUUCCUUGGGAGCGCAGACUCCAAGAGGUAG